Anarrhichthys ocellatus (wolf-eel) is the source of this 2862-nucleotide messenger RNA. Its product is annotated as amphoterin-induced protein 2. The transcript is spliced from 2 exons. The record is from RefSeq and is a predicted model, not a curated record. NCBI's taxonomy places the organism in Eukaryota, Metazoa, Chordata, Actinopteri, Perciformes, Anarhichadidae. Gene Ontology annotation, molecular function: protein binding. The coding region runs from base 268 to 1797 and encodes 509 amino acids.
CCCGACCUGCAGGUGAACAAUUCAGCCGUUUCCCCCGCGUCCUUCCACACCCUCCGGGCGGAUCGUUUGCGGAUAGAGCGAAGUUGCCUGUAUAGGUUUAAGGAUUCACAUACGUUCAGCGCGUGCGGAUGUUUGAAGUCGGACGAGCGGAUGAUUUGGAUGGCCAGCGUUGCGGGCGCAAAAGUUCACUAUCAGACGCUUGUAAAUCAGACAUGUGUACACCCAGUGAGACAGUAACCUGAGACCCCAUCCUGAAGGAACACCAGGAUGCGUCCCAUUUCCUCGCAGCCUUUAGGCAAGACCACUGUCGGAGGCAGCCGAUGGAACCCUGCUGCUGCAGCCUUGCUGCUCUCCCUGUGUCUUGGCUUCCCUCCUUCUUUGGCCACUUGCCCACCCUGCUGCCUUUGUGCCAGUGAUAUCAUUUCCUGCAGUGGGUGCAAUCUGUCCAUGCUGCCCUCUGAUCUCCCAGGCUAUGCCACACGGUUGGACCUGAGCCACAAUACCCUCACUGUCCUGCCCGUGGACUGGAUUUCCCGGCCGUUUGACCGGCUUGCUACGUUGGUUCUCAGCCGCAACUCCAUCAGCCGGAUCGAGGUGGACGCCUUCACUGUGACACCGCACCUCCUCCACCUGGACCUCUCUUCCAACCGACUAACGGCACUGAACUUGUCCGUCUUCGCCGGGUUGGAGGAACUGAAAGAGCUACUGCUGUUUGGCAACCAGAUCGUCCAGAUUAACCCAGGGGCCUUCAGUGAUCUCUACAGCCUGCAGAGGCUCUACUUCUCCGGGAACAGACUGACGGCUUUCCCCCUGGGGCUUUAUUGGGAACCUGGAGGGCCUCGUAAUCUAACCUUUCUCGAUCUGUCAUACAACAGGCUCUCCGAAGUGCCCGUCCAGAGCCUGCUGUCACUCACCCGGCAUUGUGCAAUUUAUUUGCAGAAAAACCCUUUGGUCUGUGACUGCGCUUUACUCGCCUUGCUGGAGUACUGGAUGUGGAAACAGUAUCGCCCACUGGUGGAUUUCAGAGGUGAAUACCCAUGUAGAGACGGUUCAGGACCGGAAUAUGAAUGUAGCCAGGAUGUAGUGUCAGAUAUGUCCCUUGAGGCACAGACUUACCAAGUGGAGCCUGGUAAAUGGCUAAGAGUGCCAUGUCCAGGGUUGGCCACUCAAGGCCAGGAGGCGCUGGCAUUGUUCUGGGUUACCCCAAGGACUGUGGUGAAUUCAUCAACCGAUGAUCCGAUGGCCCACCUAAUACUUUUCCCCAAUGGCACCCUUGAAAUCCGGGGAGCCCUGAUGGAGGAUUCUGGCAUGUAUUGGUGCGUGGCAGCCCGCGGGCGCCACUACGACCCCAACGAGUCUCUGGAGGUCAAUGUGGUGGUCGGAAACCUAAGCACAUCCUCCACUGGUGGCUUGGCACGCGGCAGCGGUGCCGAGCAUUUCAACACAGCAUUCACCACCCUGGCCUCCUGUGUGGUCAGCAUCAUUCUGGUGCUGCUGUAUCUCUACCUCACCCCCUGCCGAUGCCGGGAAAACCGGGGUGGAAGAUCGAGAGGGUGCGGCAGGCGAGCCUUCAUCCUCUGCUCAGACCCCAGAGAGGUAGAGUCAGGACAGCGGCGGUCAAACGGAAAGAGGGUGGCUUUCUUAGAGCCUCAGGUAGAGGACUCUGAUAUUGGUGGUCCAAAAACACCAGCAAUGAAUUUGGGUCACGUUACCACCGAGGGAAUUCUCAAAAAUGGAAGUAGGACAGUGGGACAGACCCUCACGGACACAGCUCACAUCGCAGAAGCAAGAAAAUAACCUUUUGCACAUUCCUGUAUUCUUACAGUGUUUUGUUUUCACUGUCUUGUUUCAGGACACGAUGAGAAAAUCCAUUUGAUGUGAAGUAGUGCACUGUGAUUCUCGUGGAGUAGUUAUGCACUGUAGGGGUUUGGGUGUUUGGUCUGAAGCAGAAAAUGCAGUCCUUUCGUAGGCAGAAUUACAAUUAUGUCUCUAUUGUAAGUGGUUUCUGUUUUUUUUACAUUAAGAGCUGAUACAAUCUGACUGUUGCCGCGGGGAAUUGUGAUUGCAAAGUUCAUAUAAAGGUUGGUGGUGUUUUUAAUUGGGCAGAGUGACAUAUUCCCUCCUGAUUUGAUAAACUGCUAGAGGCAUUAUACGGUAUAUGCCUUGUGAAUACUGCAAUCACAGUGACCCCGUGUUAUUUUUAACCACCUGUCUCGUACUACGGAUGAUUUUAAAACAUGUCGGUAAUAUGUGUGAAAUUACCUGAACUUUGAUUAUAUGAAUCAAAUAUGACCCUGUGGAGGUUCCUUUAUCAAAAGCAAAGAAACACUACAAAGUGAGACAGUGUACUGUAGACUAUUGUGUUGCUACAAAAUGUUAACUUUGUGUUUAGUCGGACAAAAAAAUGCAUUUGAUGAAUUUAAAUGUGCUGGAAUAUGUGGUUUCUCCUAAAGGGGUCAUUCACUCAAAUUGCAAAUAUAAUCUAUUUCCCCUUUACCAUAAAGUAUCUGCAGAUUUCUGUCUCCACCCCAUUACAAUGGAGGGGAAUGGAAUUUUGUUGGUGUUCUUCAUAGUACUGAAUAUUACAUUUAAAGCUUUUUAUGAUGGGUCAAAUUACUUUGUAUAGGAAAGGAACAGUUAUUGAACAUUACAGGCAACUGUUUGCUAAAACGUUCAGCAUUUGAACUUUAUCAGGUGAUUCUCAAUCCCGAUCCGUCAAAUACUGACACUUGGCUGUCGGCCAUAUGCUUCAAACUCGGACCCCUAUAGUUUCAGUUUGAAACGUGUCAGUCGGUCUCUUUUCAAAAUAAAACUUCCAACAUAGGUUUACUUAGUUUUUAGGUUUACUUAUGCAACAAAAGU